AUAAAAGCUUGAAACUGAAACUUUCCAGACUAAUAUUUGCGAAAUAAAUAUGUCGUUUCAAAACCAACCAAACCGUCCGGAGAAGCAUAAAGCAAAAGUUCCGUUCUAUUUAAAUCCAUUGUAUUUGGAUGAUGCCGAAAGGGGGUGGGAUGAGUCUCCAAAUAAAUUCAAUCAACCAAAAAUGCGCCUCCGUUGUCGUGACAUUCCGAGUCGAAGUCAAAGCUUCAAUAUAUUCGAACGAAAAUCAGUGAAUGAGAGAAUCAGAAGAACAAACAGAACCAGCAAGCUAAUUGAUAACAAAAGGUUUGAUUUUAGAAAUUCACCAAGGACAAUACAAAAAUACACAAUUUCGCCAAAGAAAUAUUCUACAUCUUCGGAUUCCGAUGAAAACAUAUUCAAUUUUAAAAUUCGAGACACAACUCGAUCAGAUGGCAAGAUGUACAAUAAUCGAGUGUAUGGUGGCAUGAAUGUGAGUGAUACACCAGGUCUCACAGAAGUGGUAACUCCACGCGCACUGAAGGAUGCCAAAUUCCAUUUGAGAAAGGUUUCGAAACCGGCAUUGUCGUGGACUCCAGCCACUCUGUGGGAAUAUCGUCAAAGGAAGAAACGGAGAUAUGGGCUUGAUAAGACGCAGAUCGAAACUAUAACGGCGGGCUACAAUGUUCGAAGAUGUCUACAUGAUCUGUCAGAUGAUGAGUCUAUAGACGCGUUCUACCUUUGCUGCGUUAAACAUGAGAUGCAGAAAGAAGUAGAAACUAUAUUUACGUUAGCAAAGAUGGAUAAAACUGUUAGCUUCGAUAAAAAUUGUGUAGAUGAACGCGAGAAAUCAGCUUUGAUCAUUUCAAUUGAAAACAGAAACUUGAUGAUGAUCAAUAUUUUACUGAAAAAGCAGGUAAACAUUGGUGAAGCUAUAUUUCAUGCAAUAGAAAGUGAUUUUGUUGACGGUGUGAAGGCGAUAUUGGAUUGUGAUUCAGGUACAAAUGCAAAAAUAUCCGGAGAAAACCAUUACUUUCACAUUGGAAUGACGCCAAUGCUUUUGGCAGCUUACAACAACAAUUAUGAAAUUUUGUCACUUUUAUAUGAGCGAGACCAUAGACUAAGCACGAUAUGUGAUUGGGGAGACGGAUAUGAAGAAGCAUGGGAAGCUUGCAAUGAGAGACGAAUGAUUUCAAAAGCAAGGGCUUGUCCCGCGUUCAUCACCUUGAUGUCAGAGCUUGGUCGUAAAAACCCAAUAACUUAUUGCCUCGGGGAAAUUCAAUCAAACAAGAUAUACGCACAAAAAUAUCACGAAUACGCGUUUUAUAAAGGGUUGACAGACAAUUUAGAAGAUUACAUGUGUUCACUACUUGACGAGAUCUGUUCGUCACAAGAACUUGCAGAUUUUUUCCAUUACGAUUACGAGCCUAUGACAUCAGAAAAAUCGGAUUUUCGAUCCUUCCUGAAAGAAUCAAAAAAUCGCUGUCAACUUGGAAACAGAUUCAAAUUAUUGGAAAGUGCCAGCGAUGAAAAUCUUUCUAGAUUCGUGACACAUCGACAGCCGCAGCUUGCAAUGGCUUACAUUCGCAAUAGAGGAACUCCAUUCCUCAGGAAAAAAGGAUGGUACUCUCGUUCAUUGAUUUCAGUAUUGAUCGGACUUAUGUUUCCCAUUCUAUCAAUAUUUUACAUCUUUGCUCCAAACAGCAAGCUUGGGAGUUUAAUAAAGCUUCCCACUGUUUUAUUCUUCUGUCACCUGAUGUCGGAUAUAGUAUUUUGCGUACUCUUGUUUUUCAACAUCAUAUCACAUACGGUGGAAAACGACGUUUUGGGUGCGUUACCUACAACAGUUGAAUGGUUAAUUUUCGUCUGGAUUCUUGGGAAAUGGGUGCAAGAAAUUCAGGAAUGUGAGAAGAGAGGACCGCGAAGUUACUUCAGUGACAACUGGAACUAUGUAGAUCUCAUAUUCCUAACAUUCUCAACAGCUAGCAUCGCUCUAAGGUGCGUCGACAUUUUGCAAAACCAAAAUGCAAGCAGAACCCUACAUAGAGUGAAAUGGAGUUCGUAUGAGCCGAGGCUUGUAGCUGAUGGUUUACAAUCAUGUGCUUACUUAUUUGCAUUUGUCCGUCUUCUUGGUCUGCUCAGAGUAAAUCAAAGCUUAGGCCCACUUCAGGUAUCACUGGGACGAAUGAUGUAUGAUGUAAUGCGAUUUCUAUACAUUUUUCUUCUCAUGAUGUGUGGAUUUGCAUUCGGUCUCAAUCACUUAUACUGGUAUUAUGGUACGAAAGAGGGCACACGCAUUUACUGCUCACACAAGAGAGUUCCGCCAGUUAACACAACAACUUCGUCUUCCACCACAACGGCGGAUUGUACCAGUUUGAAAGGCAAAUCCUUUAGCACCAUUCUAUAUGCAUUGAGAAGUUUAUUUUGGGCUUUGUUUGGAUAUUUCGAGCCAGAUAAUCUGGCUCUCAACGGAAAUCAUAAGUUUACAGAACAGUUAGGGUUUUUAAUGUUAGGACUUUACUAUGGAGCUGCCGUCAUUGUUAUGAUGAAUAUGUUGAUAGCCAUGUUGAACAAUUCUUAUACCGUCACUAGCGAAAAUGAAGAUAUGGAAUGGAAGUUCCAUAGAACGUCCGUUUGGAUCCGGUUCUUUCGUCGAGAAGUGAUCAGGCCUCCGCCGAUGAAUUUGAUACCAAAUAUGCACCGCAUCGUGUGUUACGUAUUUCGAUUUGGCAAAAAUAUGAUAGGCAGGCCUAAAAACCAGUUGGAAAACGAAGAAUUGGGCACAGUUUCGAGCAAUAAUAUGAAAAACUGUGGAGAAGAAAAGAAAAUUACUGAGAAGAAAAUUACUCAAAAAGAAAAAACUGUAAAAAUUGCGACAAUAAGUAAUAAUGAAAAGGGAAAAAUUAACCCAAGCCUUAAAACAGACGACGAAGAAGGUUUCUACAUUGCUUCAACAUUAGAUUUUCGCAUACGAAAUCCCAGGAAAAAACGUUCGGAUACACCUGUCGUCACGAAAGACAAAAGAUUUUCUUCAGUUCGGCGUGGAGCCAUUAACGCUGCAAUCUUUUCACUAAAAAUGAAUAACAGAAUGCAAAAGAGCCAUAAAGUGCUAGAGCUUCUGGUCAGGAGAUACAAGCUCAAAUAUUUGCUUGGUGGAAGUCCAACUAAUCGCCGUGAUUCUAACUCAAAACCGAGUCAACUCCGUGUAUACGUUUAG
Molecule: messenger RNA, 3193 nt
Organism: Styela clava
Lineage: Eukaryota; Metazoa; Chordata; Ascidiacea; Stolidobranchia; Styelidae
Product: short transient receptor potential channel 4-like
Biological process (GO): calcium ion transmembrane transport; regulation of cytosolic calcium ion concentration
Cellular component (GO): plasma membrane; cation channel complex
Molecular function (GO): inositol 1,4,5 trisphosphate binding; store-operated calcium channel activity; protein binding
Source: RefSeq, a predicted model, not a curated record